Molecule: messenger RNA, 10184 nt
Organism: Ooceraea biroi (clonal raider ant)
Lineage: Eukaryota; Metazoa; Arthropoda; Insecta; Hymenoptera; Formicidae
Product: zinc finger and BTB domain-containing protein 20
Biological process (GO): regulation of transcription by RNA polymerase II
Cellular component (GO): nucleus
Molecular function (GO): protein binding
Source: RefSeq, a predicted model, not a curated record
GAUAAAGCGGACGACGUGUCCCGCUUAACAGUAAUUGUGAUAAAGACGACUUGUGUGUCUCGGAUUCCAGACGUUCGUGCGACUCGUGUAGGCCGAAGAGGCCUCUUCGUCGAACGUCGCCGUCGCCGUUACCACCUCCGCCCUCCUCCUCCUCCUCCUCCUCUGUUUCUACCGCCACCCUUACCCUUCGCGAUCGUGAAUCCCGCGUUCCCGACGGGAGUGAGGCGCGUUACUCGUUUAUUCUGCGGCCAGAUCGCUUCCUAUUCCGCAGGUGGUGCGUAACGAGGCGGCGAAAAAGAAGGUGGGAGGAAAGGGAAGAGACGGAAAAAACGGGGUGCGAGGGAGUGAAGAGGGGGGAAUGGAAAACGGCGCGUUAUCGGCCGCUUCCGGGCCCUUUGUCGAUCGCCACGCCUUCGAAGCUGCGUUUGCGCCACGCCAUUUGCGCAACAGUUGGAAGUUGGAAUUUCGCCACCCUGAAAAUCGUCGCCCCCGCGCGCGGCCCAACUAAGGAAGGGAGAACGCAACACCGCUGCCUUCCCGCUGCCGUCGUGGACGAGAAUCCAGGAGAAGCCCGUCGCCGGCUGGCCACCCACCCUUCGCCCUUCAUCGUUUGCGAGAGAGCGGCCGUCGUCGGCAGUCCGUGAAUCGUGCGCACACAUGGCCGAUUGCCGUACGUUACAUGCACUUAUACGGGGUGUCUCCGAGGACGCAUGCUUCCUUAGUAGCUAAAGAACGAAACAAUUUUCUCUCUACUCUGCCGUUACUUACUUAUCACACUAACAGGGUGGGAAGUUGGUAAUCGUAAAAUCGAUAGGAACGAAAAAACAAAGUGAAUUCUGAUAAUUGGUAUUAUAUCACCGUCAACUCUGUUAAAAAUUAUGGAGUAGUUACUUCAUGGGCAUUUAAGGAAUUUUUGCAAAUUGUAUAUUGAAGCAAUUCGAGGCGUUUAUUGAAUAAUUGAGUGAUAUCAUUGGUUGCAGAUUUUUAAAUAUUCAUGAUCCGAAGGAAGUACGCGGAUUCCGGAGCGUCUUGUAUCAUAUCGCGCCGCAUUGUUCCACACGCUAAAUUUAACAGCUGACCCGAUCAAUUAACAGACUCGGAACGAAGGCGUAGUUGCUCGGCGACGCUUCCGACGCGUCCCUCUUAUUCUCUCGGUUGUAUCCCGAGAGUACAGAAUCAACAGUGCUCGUUCUCCAUCUUCGUGGAAAUUCGCCGGCGAAGUAAAAUACGAUUUCGCCACCACGCACACGCGUAUGCCUCGCGCGUCGAAGCGUCGUCUUACGCAACGCGUCGCUUCGCGCCACGCAUUUCGAGGUGCAUCCGACGCAUCCAUGCAGAGAUCCCACUUUACGCAUUGUUAAACGACGCCUUUUGCAAAAUUAUGCGAACUCUCCUCGCCGCUGAGGAGGGGCGAUCCGGCCCAUUAUCAUGCAUCAAUAUACCAAUCCGACACGUGGUAACGCAAAAUUGUGAGAAUUUUUUUCCAACCUACGCUCCAAUCUGGCACCGUGCAUUAAUGACCGGCCUUUAUCCUGGCCUUUAUCCGACAUUACGUACUGUACACGCUGGCGUCGUCGACGUAAAUCGACACGCGAUAGGUAGUAAGGAGACUCAUGGAAAAAAGAUCGCCUGUAAGAACGGCAGCCCCUUCUCUUCCCAUCCUAUUACACCCAUCUGUUCCAUACAGCUCGGACGUUCAAUGGACACUCUUGCACGUCCCUUGGAUGUCCCGUGUAACGCACGGAUAUCCGCGUUGACUGUUGUUUUCGAGAAAAAGUACCCGGAUUUCGAAGUACUUGCAUGCGACAUCGUGCUCUCUGCUGAAAUUCGUGAUAAGGAACUCUGGCAAAAUAAUUCAGACGUAAUCAAACGGAAAUGUCUUUUCGUGAAUUUAUUUUCGACUCGUUUUACAAUCCGUGAUAGUUUUAUCGUAGUACUGAUUAGAUUUAUCACGUAACGCUCUUCGCACGAGUGAUUCUCGCGGAAUAACAAGCAACGGUCGCAUUAUCUACUCUCAGUGAGUACUGGGGAAUCCAGGUAUCUCGGAAUAUUGACUGUGCACUUGGGAUAUCCGUGUCGCGCGCGAGCGUGACACGCGCUCGCGCGCUCGGCGGUGCCUCUUCCCCGGAGGGGGCGGACGCACCGCCAACAGCACGCUUUCCUUCGUCUCCAUCGGGUUGAGAGACUCGACAAUUCCGCCGCUUGUCUCGCCGUCGCGCCAUUCGACGUGCCGAUCGAAGCGCCAGGAUUUUUCCAGAGCGGCGGAAUCGCGGAGUCGCCACCCCGAUAGCUGUUCUCCGCUGGGCCCCGCGCGCUGCCAUGUAGUACAACAACACUCGGGGCCUGUUGGGAGAAGGGCAGAAAGAGAAGCUUCAUCAGAGCGGCCUUGAGGCUGAGUGACCAGCCAAUCCCAAGCCCCCGCUCGGCGAAGGAGGUGGCGCGGGAUUGGCUGAGCCUUCUUCACGGUACCAACCGCGACUUCUUCCGGACGCUUCCGGUCGGGGACCACAAGGCCGAUUCCCCAGGAGCGGCAGGGGCCCCUGCACUGUUCUCCCAGCACUCUGUCCGAGCAGCAGCAGCAUUCGAGAAUUGCGAGUAGGUGCCGACAUACGUGGUUACCUGGGCCGACCCGCGAUCGGAAAUCUGGAAAUCCCCCGAUACCGCGCUCCAGUCGACGAUCGAACCGGUGUGAGCACGGUGAGUUCGAUUCUCGAUGCGAUAGAUACGAGAGAACGAAUCUUACGCGGCGACCAUUUUCUCAGAACGCGACGCGUUUCCGUUUCAGCGACUGACUCGCCGUCGCUUUUGCGAGAGUUUUGUUUCAGUUAAAUAAAAGUACGAGCAGCACUCGGACCGAUUCUCUUCGUCUUUUCUUUUCAGUUCUGAGUCUCGAUAGAAAUGUUCGGCGGAACCGAGGUUUUAAGGCUAAGGUCAGUGAAACCGAUGCGCGCAAGGCUCAUUUUCGCGCGUCCGGUAGCAUCGAAAUCCGAACUCGCCGCGAAGUCGUACCGGAUUCGUACCAACUUCGGGGCUACAUCGCACGCGCGCUGUUACGAUCUCGAGGAGAGACGUAAAGGUAUUUUUUUUCUUUUUAUUAUUAUAUAAAUUUUUUUGUUCAAUCGAAUAGGCAUGGUCUUCGCAGGAGUAGCAAGAAAACUUUCGACGCAGCCAACGGAAGAGACGGUUCGUUGUUCCAAUAGUGUUUCGUACACUUUGGCGAAUCUUUAUUUGGAGGUAAAGAUGAAGUAAAUUUUUUAAGUUCCCUGAUUGAUUAAAAUUACGCGUGGGAAUGUAAAAAAAUACGAAAUCAUCCGAUCCAGGUAGGAGAAGAGUCGAGGAAUCUCGGUCGCCAAAAGUACAAAGAAUUUUAAAAAAGUGCAGCACGUAACAGCGCGCGCGGGUGCAAUAAAUUAACACACCUUCUUCGGCAUUCCGAAAUUAUCGAGCGAACCUAUUCUCGCACUGUCGGUGAUGCCUGGCUCACGAUAUUGCACCAUUAUACUUGCGCGAGUGGCACUCGUAGAUCGGUAUGACCGCCGCACGAUUCACGAUAUCGUUUGCGCCGAGAAAAUGGUAGUUACGAGCAGACACGAGGACCGUUUUCGCGUAUUCUACCCCCCGAGAUGCGACCUCGAUGAAAUCAUCCCGGUUUCGAAGCGUCCGGAGCUAUUCUUGCAAAGAAGAAACAGAAAAAAAAAAGAAAGAAGAACACGACUCUGCAGCAAAUUGAUCGAUACUUUAACGCGGCGGCCAGAUAUGAAACACGGGCCCGCCAAAUGCAACUCGACGGUGGCUGUGCGGCACAGGAAAUCGAUCUCUUGUUCUCCCGUCUGCCUCACUAUUUUUUUUUUCUUUUUUUUGUCCUUUUCUUUUUCUUCGUAUCGCCACGGCGCGCGCGAUACGCCACCCGACUUGGCGAUUUUUGACGCACCAGUCCGGCUCUGUGUGUUGUUGCCGACGCAGGAAAUCGAUCUCUUGUCGGCCUCUUCCUUUUCCCUUUCCUGCGCGUGAAGAAACGCAGCGAUCGCCAAUUGCCGGGCGAUUCCCGCUGCGAUUAUGUACCGCUGAUGAACCGCUGACUCGCUGUUAUCAUUCCCCUCCACCUGUUCACAUACACACGUACACGUACAGUGGCACACAGUCCGGUCUUCGAACUUUGGUGUCGGACCUCAACCUCUUCUUUUGGGGACGGUGGUGUGUCACACGCAUACAUUGCGGCUGCGAUAUGUUACAUUUUGGUCCAGCCGAUUAAUAUAUGUAUGUAUGUAUAUCUCUCUUUCUUAUCCCGGUCCCUAGCGCACAUGAAACCAACGCUUCGGCUACUUUACUGUCCAGCUUGGUUGCCACUUGGUUGAGUUUAUCAAUAUGAGAAAAUAGACCCUCAGACAAUUACUCAUACAGACUCAGGGGCGAGUACUUGUGGUUAGGGUGCUGUAUUGUGUGAUAUUAUAUUAUAUAUAUACAUAUAUAUGCGUUAAUUAUCAUAUUAUGUGCUCCCAACUGCACGUACACUUCAUUAUCGGCACCCCCUUGCGGAAUGAAAGCCUCCUUAGAACGUACGCGCUUUGCUAAGUAGUGCCGUACCUUUAAUCGUGUCGACGUGAGUUUAUGACCAAGUGAGCGGUGGUGUGGGCGCCAUAACUCAAUCUCGCUGCAUCUCUACUAACGAUCGAUCGUAAGCCGUAUCAUACCUCGCGUUUUCUCGGCACGGCCCGAAGGCAGGAAACGAAACCGGUAUGCUUUGCCGAGUUAAUUUUUUGAUUACACGCCCGUGCGAGAAUGCAUCCACGAGUCGUCACGAAUAAACCUAACGAUCUCUGCCUUUCGCGUUUGUAAAUUGUAAGUAUUAUAAAUCUAGACUGGUAGACGUCACAGAGAGUUUCGAUCCUCCAAUACUGAAGAAAAUCGUCUCCGGGCUAUGAUCCAGGCAAGUGUUCAGUGAGGAAUCGUGCGAUGCGAAUCUUGUUCGCUUAAUCUCGCGGCUCGACGAAACUUCCGGCAGACAAAGUUGUUGGAUUUUGAUCUCCAUGAGGCGAACACGUUCCGGAAAGCGUGUCGAAGGGAUAAAAUGUGUAUGAUUCCCCUUUUAAUCGCGUUCGAUCGCGGCUUCUAAAAUACGAUCCUUGGAAACCAGGCCGUUCCUCGUUUGUGGUACCUUCCAUUUCAUCCCUCUACCUUCUAGUUUUUUCGAUAAGAAUAAAGAGAAUACGUUUUUUUUUUUCCUUUAUGAAGAUCGAAAAGUGUUGAGACAGAAUUUCUCGCCAUAUUUUUAGUCUGCAGAAUUGAGCGAGAUCUCGCGAUACCAAUUUUGCAUUGCGAUAUUUUAGCAGAUAAUUUUUGAAAUCGCGAACGUAUCUCUGUGUCGCAACUAUGUUUUUAUCAUGACAUUUUAUUUAGCGUGACAGAAAAAUCGCUGUUCAGUGCAAGACCUAUUGAUCCUUGGAGAACCUGGAUUAAUCAUUUCCAGAGUCACGCAUUUCUCGAUCUCCUCUCCAACAUCUCUGCGAAUGUUCGCCGGAAGAAUCGGGCGGUAUCGCUUCGAAACGCCGAUUCUAAGCGCGUGCUUGUAAAAAAAGCAUCAGACUUUGCAGUAGAAAGGUGAAAGCGUACACGAAUCGAACAAUCGAACAGAAUCCGGUCGCGAUAUCUCUUUCCCUGGCCCGAUUACACCGACAGCCUUGAUUGGCUGACAUUAUGGCCGGCGAUCCUGUUUCUAAAUCGCAAUUGUACCUGAUAAACAAGAUGUUUCCUUACUUAACACAACCUUUCAAGGAACGCUUCGCGAAAAGAAGACCGAUCAUCGUCAAUCGAUUUUGCUUUUCAAAUUUCAGUUUAAGUGUUGAAAGAGUCCUAUUUCGUAACGCUUAAUCUUGAAAAUCAGAAGGAAUGACUUUCCGCCGUGAUUCUGCCAAUUAUAUGGAGCCAAAGCGCGGAUCACGUUGUGCAGCCGAACGUGUAAGCCGAAAUGUCGUUAACCCGUUUAAUUGCCAUCCGCGUGUGCGUGGUGCACGCGACGCGGGAUAAUGGGAAGUGGUAGGAAGCGGGGGAGGAGAACGAGAGUCUCUCGACCCGCGUGCGAGCUGGCGAACGAGCGAACGGGCGUCUGAAUGAAUUUAUUCGGAAGGCAACAAGGGAGCCGGGCCGAAGAGACCGCAUUACCGGGAGCGCGCGCUCGGCGCAUUUCUGAGAAAAUAAACUCUCCCGCGCUUCCACCGGGCCCUGCUCGCGCGAUCGCGCUCGACUUCCUCCCGAAGCGGGUUCCUCUUCCUUGAAACCGAUCAGUCCCUCCCCCUUCUCCCCCCUGCUCGUUGCUCCUGCCUUCUCUAUCGCCCUGUUCGUCGGUGACGCCGAUUUGAGAAAGAGGGAGACCGACUGCGCACGAUUCGCUUCGCGGGUGGAUAACGAGAAAAAAAGGAAAACGAAAGAAAAACCGGUAGAUGCGUUAGGGGAAAAGAGGGGAGGGGCGGAGGAAGGAGAAGAGGCCGGGGCGAACAGGAUAUCGAAUUAUUUUUUUAUUUUUUUUGCUUCGCAGCCCCUUCUCUUGCCUCCUCGCACGCGUAUAUUGAUUUUUAGAAAUUCCUCGCGAGACGGGCGAGCGAACGCGCGAACCGCACCGGUCUAUGAAGGAGCGGAGAGGCGAGGAAGCGGAAAUCGGAGGAGGGAAGAAGCGGCGCGACGAAACCACCCAUGGGUCGCGGACCGCCUUGGGAGAGUACAUUCGAUACGAGCAAAUUAGAGAGUCGCCUCGAGAGAGACCCGCAAAAAUACCCCUUAGUUACCAAUUCCCUCGUGCGGCCUAAAGUUUCCUACGAAAUACUCCAAGAUUCUAUUGUCCGUUGCAACGUACGCGCGUUACGCGUCCUUUAUCUCGCGUCGCGUCAUCGUCGCGAAAUAACGAAAUGGCUACGCCGGGAUUUGCGCGCUCGGACCGUUAAUUUUAAUUAUCAAGCCGAGAAAGAGGGGAGAUUGAAAUUCUCGGCCGCGCUAGGCCUAACUGCGCUAGACGGCCCUGCUUUCGCGGUCGAGAGCAAUCGAAGGCAGUCGGAGUCGUCCGAGCGCACGGAUCGGAGCGAUGUGGUGGGGGAAAGCGCGCCCCUACCCUAUCCCUACCAGGCAGCGUCGUUCGUCCCCCCACUCUAUGGUGACCGUGUCGUUGCCUCUCUCGCUCUUGCGACCGCUUCCUCCGGCCCCUCCGUACGUCUUCCUUCUCCGUCUCGCUCGUUCCCUCUCCAUGCGUCUUGCUCCCGUCUCUUUCUCUCUCUCUCUCUUUGGCACGUUCUAGCUCGUUCCGCUCGUUCUUAACGUCAAACCACUUAGGGCCGCGGACCUCGGCAGUCAGUCGAUCUUUCCUAGCAGCGGCAUUCCGGCAUUUUCCACCUGAUCGCGCGCGGACGGUCCGGCAAACGCCAUUUUGAUCGUUGUUACGUUUCUGUCGUCGACAUCGUCCUUGUCGUCGUCGUCAUCAUCAUCAUCAACAUCCUCAUCGUCAUCGUCGUCCGACUCGCGCGCCGAGAGAGUGAAAGAGGAGUCUCGCGCGUGAAGCGCACGGAGCACGUUCGCAUGUGCGCGCCGCGCGUCGCGUCGCCUCGUAUCAACACCUGACGAUUGCCUCGAAAAACAGUAUACGCGCCCGUACAUGCUACGUGCCGCGCACUAAACCGUGACGCGCGUUGUUGGUGCGGUGCCGGUUUGAUUUCUUUUUUCGUUCGUUCACUCGUUCACCGCUCCCCGCGUUAGGGAGGAAGAGCGAGAGAAAGAGACAGGGCCAGCGAAAGAGUGUGAGAGAAAGAGUAGCCCGUCCGUGCGCUGGACAAGGAGACGGCCAGGACGGAAAAGGACGGUGGCUGUUGUUUUUCCGUCGUGCGGACGCAACGAGAGAGACGAGUCUCGCGUGCGCGGUGCGGAAAAGGGAGAGAGAGAGAGAGAGAGAGAAAGUAAGAGGAACAGAGAGAAAGAGAGAGUGCGUGAGCCCGCGCGUGUGUGCCACUACCGUCGACGACGACGACGACGUCGUUCGCUCGUUCGUCCAUCCGCUCGUUCGCUCUACGUUCCUCUGCCGUAACGUCCUCUCGUCGCUUGGCGCUAGGACCCACGUCGACACACUCACCGGAGAGCACGACCACGAGUUGGGCCGAUACGCCGACCGGAAGAACGAAAGUGAGUCGGUGGUGAGAAGAAGCUGGAGAACCUGCGUCUCCCCGGAAGCUCGCGCCGUUUUAUGCACCGGUGCUACGGCGGGAGGACGAACGGAAGAAGCCGGCACUCGGUGCGUUUCUGAACCAGGACGAGCACGAAGACUUGCUUAACGUUGGCGGGGCAAGGGAGAAGGAGGAGAGGGCGGGCGACGAGAGUGCGGUGAACCGGAAGCGAACGCGACGGUGGCCGGCUCUGUCGAGAAGUUCGCGGCGGUGCCAGGCCCGCGCAUGCUUCAGCAACGAGGUGGUUCAGCAUCAGCAACGACACCCGCGUCCGCUACGACGACGAGCUCCGCAACGUCAUCGUCAUCGUCAUCGUCAUCAUCAUCAUCCGCCAACAUGUUCCCGCAACAGUACUGCCUGAGAUGGAAGUACCAUCACAGCAACCUGCAGACCAUGUUCUCACAGCUGCUCGAACGACAGGCCUACUGCGACGUCACGCUCGCCUGCGAAGGCAAGACGUUGCGAGCGCACAAGGUUGUACUGUCGGCGUGUAGCACAUACUUCGACACGAUCCUAUCGCAGUACGAGGAGAAGGAUCCCAUCGUCAUCAUGCGUGACGUCAAAUUCUCGGACAUCAAAGUGCUUGUCGAGUUCAUGUACAAGGGAGAGAUCAACAUUGAUCACACUAGGCUGUCGUCGUUACUGAAAACUGCCGAGGAUCUACACAUCAAGGGGCUCGCCGAAGUGAGCUGGCGCAGCGACUCCACGCAGAACGACCUGAACAACACCGGUCACAGUCCUGGUGCGGCGACCCCUGGUGUCGAGACUGUCUUGAGAGAAGGCGACGCCGACGAAACGCCACCUCCAAAACAGAGACGCAGGGGUCGUCCACCCUUGGACGACCCACCCUCGGCACACGACGUCUUCACGCCCAAGAUCACCUGCAUCACCGGAAAUACUCGCGGCGGCGGGUAUUACACAGGGAUACCCACGCACGACUCUAAUGUGUCACGUCGAACCUUUUCCCAGGAGGAAAUGAUGAGCGAGGGUGGCGACCAUGAGAGUUGGGACGACGAGAUGAUGAUGAACGAGAAUAACGAAACUCCACUGCCGGUGCUGUCCUACAUGUCCAAGGAUGACAAUACGUCCGACCAAGAAAAGAAAGCGCCUAGCACCCCGUCAAAUUCCAACGCCACGAAUCCGUCGAUCCCCGAGCAGUUCCGGGAUGUGGUGAAGAUGAACGAUUACUUGACGACGGGACGCCGACAGGAGUUCUGGGAGGAGCCGUUCACGCGACGCGUUAUGGACGCCAUCAAGAGCAAAGAACUGGAGAUGAAGACUGCUGCUGAGAUACUCGGCGUCUCCUACGGCACCCUCUACGGCAGAUAUCGCGACAGUUAUGGUUGCCUUAAACACCCGUACAGAGUAAGGGAUUUUUGGUCCGAGCCGGGCCCGGCCGAGGUGUUGGCAAAGCUGCGGAGGAAGGAGAUUACCCUGUUCCGUGCUGCCGAGUUCCUCAACGUGACCGUCCAUACCCUCGCGACGUAUUUAUCAACGCUGCAGGGCCCAGAUAGAAUCUCGCUUGCCGGCGACCUUAGCGUGGUCUCUGGCAGUGGCGGUGGCGGUAGCAGCUGUGGCGGCGGCAUCGACGGUAGCAACACGACGACGGAACCAGCGGCAACAGAAAACAGCGAAUCCGUGAAUGAUAUCCUGCAGAAGAUCAACGCGAACGCGGCGACCGCGGCGACGCUGACCACAACGACGACAUCGAUCAAGCGCGAGGGUGGCGGUUACAUCGAGGUGCCGACCGCGGUGCCGAAAGCAGCCACGUCCGUGCUGGAGAACAAUCCAGACAUUACGAUCGUCAAGACGGAAAACAUGUUGCGCAAGCGCGACUACACGAGGGUGCCCAACACGGAAAACAACAAUGCGAAGCUGAUGAGUGGCGGUGCCGUUAGCGAGGUCAGCCAACAGCAGCAGCAGCAACAGCAACAGCAGAAACUCGCCGACCCGUUGUCGUUGAACAACGACAACAGCAAACCCUAA